Messenger RNA from Trachemys scripta elegans, 2099 nucleotides. It is a transcript of the gene MCAM, whose product is annotated as melanoma cell adhesion molecule. Bases 66 to 1964 code for a protein of 632 amino acids. The record is from RefSeq and is a predicted model, not a curated record. Gene Ontology annotation, biological process: angiogenesis. The transcript is spliced from 17 exons. Gene Ontology annotation, cellular component: plasma membrane. NCBI's taxonomy places the organism in Eukaryota, Metazoa, Chordata, Testudines, Emydidae.
ACGUCAGCCCCUGGGCUUCUCCAAACCCGCCGAGCCUCCCCGGCCUCACUCUGCGGCUGCCGACCAUGGCUCUGAGCGGGGCGGCGGGGAGCCUGCUCGGUUGGGGGCUCUUGUUCUGGGGCGCCACAGUUGGGGCCAGCAAGGUGGAGGUCUCCAUGCUGGAGACAGUGGAGGUGGAGUUGGGCCAGACGGCCAGGAUUCCAUGCAACUUCUCCAUCCCGGCGGAGAGCAACUACGCCUACAUCAACUGGUUCUAUAUCCACAAAAACAACCGGACAAAGAUCUACUACAUGGUCCGCGACCAGGCCUUUGAGCCGGACCGCGAGUACAAGGGCCGGGUGGCCAUGGAGAACGACUUUACCUUCACCAUCAGCAGGGUGACCCUGCAGGACGCCAGGACCUUCGUGUGCCAGGUCGGGGCGGGCAGCUUAGGGGUGGGCGAGAACCGGACCAAGCUCCACAUUUACAAAACCCCGGAGCCUCCUGAGAUUCAGGUGAACGACGCAGGCAUCCCAGUGACGAGUAAGGAGAUCCCAAAGAUCGCAGAGUGCAUCAGCAAGAACGGCUUUCCGGCCCCCAACAUCACAUGGUACAAGAACGGGAGCCCCCUGUGGCAGGACGACACACAAGUCAGCAUCCUCUCCACCCUCACCAAGGAGUCCAGCGGGCUGUACACGGUGAGAAGCAUCCUCUUCGCCCACGUGAGCCGCGAGGACCGCCAGUCCCGCUUCCACUGCGAGGUCAGCUACCGCCUGCUGGGGGCCGACCAGACUGCCACGUCCGAGAAGGUCAACCUCACCGUGUUCUAUUCCACGGAGAACCUGACCCUGGUGAUACACUCUCCCCAGCCGCAGGUGCGGGAAGGGGACGAGGUGACGCUGCACUGCGAGGGGGACGGGAACCCCCCGCCCGAGUACAACCUGCUGAAAGUGCAGGAGGGUGCCCAGCCUGAGGAGAAAGAACUAACCGCCAGCAAUGGGGUGCUGACCCUGCGGAAGGUCAAGAAGGAGGACAGCGGCCGGUACCUGUGCCGGACUUUCGACCUCGACUCCAUGAUGAACCUGGAAGCCACGGUGAACCUGUCUGUGAAUUACCUCGAAGGGCUCAAGAUAACCCCCGAGGGGCCCAUCCAGCUGCAGCAGGGAGACGUCUUAGCCCUGACCUGUGACGCCAGAGGCUCCAGGCCCUUGGAGUUCCGAUGGAAGAAGGAAAAGAAGGGGAAACUGCUGGGGCCAGGAAAGCAACUGAAACUGAGCAACGUCACCCUCGAAUCUUCGGGCAACUACAGCUGCGAGGUGGCUGUGACGGGGGUGCCAGGCCUCUCCCGCUCCAAGCAAGUGUACGUCGCUGUUCACGCAAAGCCGCAGAUCAGUUCCAAGGAUUCCCUGGUGCCCGUGCAACCGAACGAGCUGGUGACUCUGAUGUGCAAAGCUGCUGCCUUCCCUGAGCCCAAGAUCACGUGGAGCAUCAAUGGAAAGGUCCAAAACCACACAGACCGUCACCGCGUCAUCAGCAACUUGACCGUCCAGGUCACCCCAGACCUGCUGCAGUCAGGAGUCACCUGCACAGCCACUAACGAGCUUGGCAAUAGCAGUCAUCACAUUACGCUGAAGCGGAGAACAACGACGACGUCUCCUCCUAUUGGCAACACUACUGCGGAACCCAUCAAGAAAGAGCAAAAGACCCAGGAGAGCAAGGGCGUGAUCAUCGUGGCGGUCAUCGUGUGCAUCCUAGUGAUUGCCGUGCUCGGCGCCGUGCUCUACUUCCUGCACAAGAAAGGCAAGAUCCCCUGCAAUCGCACCGGGAAGCAGGACAUCACCAGGCCAGAUGCCCGUAAAGACGAGAUUGUAGUUGAAGUUAAGUCAGAUAAACUUCCCGAAGAGGCGGGGCUUCUGCAGGGUGCCAACGGCGAGAAGAGACCUGCAGGUGACCAGGCAGAGAAAUACAUCGAUCUGAGGAACUAGAGUGAGGGACCCGCCGUGUGUUUUUUUCCUUCAAACCUUUCCUGUUCCUGGAUCGCCACCUCCCAACCCUGCUCCAGCUCCCCGGGAGCAUGGCCAGAGACCUUGAAAUCAAUCCAGCGCUGAGGCUGCCCUGGC